This is a messenger RNA of Thlaspi arvense, 2115 nucleotides long. Lineage: Eukaryota; Viridiplantae; Streptophyta; Magnoliopsida; Brassicales; Brassicaceae. The record is from the annotation of a GenBank genome assembly.
AUGGCCACGUGUCCUCCUUUCGACUUCUCGGCGAAAUAUUACAACGGUGACGGAAGCGGAUGCGAGAGGCAGACCAGCUUCUUCGGAGGUACGGCGGUGCUCGAUCAAGGGGUUGGCUACGCCGUUAUUCUCGGUUUUGGUGCUUUCUUUGCCGUCUUCACAUCUUUUCUGGUUUGGUUGGAAAAACGAUAUGUGGGGGCUCAACAUACCUCGGAAUGGUUCAAUACAGCCGGAAGAAACGUUAAGACAGGACUCAUUGCAAGUGUCAUUGUGUCACAGUGGACAUGGGCUGCGACCAUACUCCAAAGUUCCAACGUCGCAUGGCAGUAUGGUGUUAGUGGACCGUUUUGGUAUGCUAGUGGAGCCACCAUACAGGUACUAUUGUUUGGUGUGAUGGCGAUUGAGAUAAAGAGAAAGGCUCCUAAUGCUCACACGGUCUGCGAAAUCGUGAAGGCUCGUUGGGGAACCGCAACACAUAUAGUGUUUUUGGUGUUUUGUCUGGCGACCAACGUUGUAGUGACGGCGAUGCUCUUGCUCGGCGGCUCGGCCGUGGUAAAUGCUCUCACCGGAGUGAAUAUAUACGCCGCAAGCUUUCUCAUCCCUCUCGGCGUUGUUGUCUAUACUUUGGCCGGAGGACUUAAAGCUACUUUCCUCGCAAGCUACGUUCAUUCCGUCAUUGUUCACGUGGUUCUAGUCGUCUUUGUGUUUCUCGUCUACACUUCGAGCAGUGAGCUUGGGAGUCCGUCUGUGGUCUAUGACCGGCUAAGAGAUAUGGCUGCUAAGUCAAGGACAUGCACUGAGCCGCUCUCGCACCACGACCAAGCUUGUGGUCCGGUUGACGGCAACUACAGAGGCUCUUAUCUCACCAUGUUGAGCUCUGGUGGUGCUGUCUUCGGUCUCAUUAACAUUGUCGGAAACUUCGGCACUGUCUUCGUUGACAAUGGUUAUUGGGUGAGUGCAAUAGCUGCUCGACCUUCAUCGACGCACAAGGGAUAUUUGCUCGGUGGACUCGUGUGGUUCGCUGUGCCUUUCUCCCUAGCUACCUCGUUAGGCCUUGGCGCACUAGCCCUUGACUUGCCUAUAUCCGCAGAUGAGGCUGACCGAGGUCUAGUCCCGCCUGCUACUGCCAUUGCUCUCAUGGGUAAACCUGGAUCCUUGCUUCUCCUCACUAUGCUUUUCAUGGCUGUAACAUCGGCUGGUUCUUCAGAGUUAAUCGCAGUCUCAUCGCUUUUCACCUACGACAUCUACCGAACAUACAUAAACCCUAGAGCAACCGGUAAACAAAUCCUGAGAGUCUCAAGAUCCGCGGUUCUGGGAUUCGGAUGUUUCAUGGGGAUUCUUGCAGUGAUCUUGAACAAAGCCGGUGUUUCUCUCGGAUGGAUGUAUCUCGCAAUGGGAGUUCUCAUUGGCUCUGCGGUUAUCCCCAUCGCGUUCAUGCUCUUGUGGAGUAAAGCUAAUGCUUUUGGUGCGAUUCUUGGAUCGAUCUCUGGUUGUGUUCUUGGGAUCGUUACUUGGUUAUCAACCGCAAAGAUACAGUACGGACGCGUUGAUCUUGAUACCACAGGGAGAAAUGCUCCCAUGUUAGCUGGUAACCUCGUCGCGAUUCUAACAGGAGGGUUGAUCCAUGCGGUGUGUAGUCUAGUCCAUCCACAGAAUUACGAUUGGUCGACGACGAGAGAAAUCAAAGUGGUUGAAGCUGAGGCUUCAGGGGACAAUGUUGAUGUUCCUGUGGAGGAGCUAAGAGAAGAGAAGUUGAGAAGAGCCAAAGCUUGGAUUGUGAAAUGGGGUCUUGUCUUCACUCUCCUCAUUGUUGUCAUAUGGCCAAUUCUCUCUCUACCAGCACGAGUGUUUAGCAGAGGAUAUUUCUGGUUUUGGGCGAUUGUGGCUGUAGCUUGGGGAACUAUUGGAUCGAUUGUGAUAAUUGGUUUGCCUUUGAUCGAAAGCUGGGACACGAUCAAGAGCGUUUGUAUGGGAAUGUUCACUAACGAUAGGUUAAUGAACAAGCUUGAUGACUUGAACCAUAGGCUUCGAGCUUUAACCAUGGCUGUACCAGAAGCUGAGAGGAUUUAUUUGCUUGAAGUCGAGAAGAUCAAGAAAACCGAUGAAGAAAGUUGA